Messenger RNA from Salvia splendens (bonfire salvia), 1234 nucleotides. Its product is annotated as 40S ribosomal protein S2-4. NCBI's taxonomy places the organism in Eukaryota, Viridiplantae, Streptophyta, Magnoliopsida, Lamiales, Lamiaceae. The record is from RefSeq and is a predicted model, not a curated record. The coding region runs from base 260 to 1078 and encodes 272 amino acids. Gene Ontology annotation, cellular component: cytosolic small ribosomal subunit; ribosome. The transcript has 3 exons. Gene Ontology annotation, biological process: translation. Gene Ontology annotation, molecular function: RNA binding; structural constituent of ribosome.
UUUUAUUUUAAGCAAUUUCAAUUAUACUGAAUCAAAUAUUCAUAUUUUCAGGGACAAAGAAUAGUCAGUAAUAAAAUAAAAUUGGGCCAAGUGUUGAAGCUAAUUAGGCCCAGAAUUAAUACUCUCAUUUUCAAUAGCUAAACCCCUGAGCCCGUUUAACAGCCCAUCAUCUGUAUCAAAACCCCCCUUUCUAAUCUACGGUUUUGCACAUUCAAACAGAGUCGUUCAGCUUUCUCUCUCAUAUCUCCCAGCUACAACAAUGGCGAACAGAGGCGUAGGUGACCGCGGCGGCUUCGGCCGUGGAUUUGGCGGGCGCGGACGCGGCGGAGAUAGAGGCGGCCGGGGGCGUGGACGCCGCCCCCGCCGUGAGGCGGAAGAGGAGAAAUGGGUCCCCGUCACCAAGCUCGGCCGGCUGGUGAGGGACGGCAAGAUCAAAUCCCUCGAGCAAAUCUACCUACACUCCCUCCCGAUCAAGGAAUACCAAAUAAUCGAUGCCCUAGUUGGUCCGUCGCUCAAGGACGAGGUCAUGAAGAUCAUGCCUGUUCAGAAGCAGACGCGGGCAGGGCAGAGGACGCGAUUCAAGGCGUUCGUCGUCGUCGGCGAUAGCAACGGCCAUGUAGGGCUCGGCGUGAAGUGCUCGAAGGAGGUGGCGACGGCGAUUCGCGGCGCGAUUAUUCUGGCGAAAUUGUCGGUGAUCCCCGUGAGGAGGGGAUACUGGGGAAAUAAAAUCGGUAAGCCGCACACGGUGCCGUGCAAGGUGACCGGAAAGUUCGGGUCCGUGUUGGUGAGGAUGGUGCCGGCGCCCCAUGGUUCAGGGAUUGUGGCUGCGCGUGUGCCGAAGAAGGUGCUGCAGAUGGCCGGUAUCGAUGAUGUGUUCACCUGCUCCCGUGGAUCCACUAAAACCCUCGGCAACUUCGUCAAGGCAACUUUCGAUUGCUUGUUGAAGACAUAUGGCUUCCUAACUCCAGACUUCUGGAGGGAGACUCGAUUCUCAAAAUCUCCGUUCCAGGAAUACACAGAUUUGCUCGCAAAGCCGACUGGCAAGAUUCUACAUGUUGUGGACGAAGUUGAGGCCUAAGCUAAACGAAAGGAAUUGUUUUUGCAAGGACAUUCUACAUUCUGAGUUAAAUUUUGUAGUACUAGUAUUUUUUUGUCACAUUGGAUAGUUAGCUUUUAUUCGAGAAUGGGUCGUGUUGUGUUUCUGUAGUUUUGUUUACAAAGCAUAGGUUUUCUA